This is a messenger RNA of Centropristis striata (black sea bass), 5521 nucleotides long. RefSeq names its product cingulin-like. Bases 24 to 4535 code for a protein of 1503 amino acids. The record is from RefSeq and is a predicted model, not a curated record. The transcript is spliced from 16 exons. Gene Ontology annotation, molecular function: protein binding. NCBI's taxonomy places the organism in Eukaryota, Metazoa, Chordata, Actinopteri, Perciformes, Serranidae.
GGGUGACAGAGCGGAGGGGUCUGAUGGAGCAGCUCCAGGAGGCGCAGGAGAACAGCCACUUCCUGGGAUGCAAGGUAGAGGAGAUGAAGGUAGAGGUGCAGCAGCUGAAGCUGUCUGAAAGCUCCAUGAUGAAGGAGGUGGAAGAGCUGAGAGAGGAGAACCACAGACUCCUGCAGAUCCUUAGGGAUCCAGCUUACCAAAGUCAGACAUCCACGGUGCCUGAAUCCACUUGCCCAAAUCCUGGGUCCAGCACUCUCUCAUAUACCACUGCCAUGGGACAGCCCUCAAUGGGGAGCUUUGAAGAGGUUCAUCUAAUGUCAGAUGAGGGCACGGGCCAGCCAAAAUUGCCGGCAGUUCCACCUGUUCACCACCAGGUGGCAGCAGAGAACAUGGAGAGCAACACAGAAAAUCACUCCUCUUCUGCAAAAUCUGAAACUUCAUUUAAAAUCCAGCCACUAUCCCUGACUACAGAGACCCUAGAUGAGUUUAAACUGGGGACCUGGCGCUCUGGAGGAAUAUUAAACGUGGAGGAAUGCCCCAGUGAGGAAUCUGACGCCCUGAGGGAAGCCUACAGGAGCUUGGGGUUGGGGCAGGAUCUAGAAACACUUCGAGAAGAACGUGACCGCCUGGAGGUCGCUCUGGAGCACACACAGAGGCAGCUGCAGGUGAUGACUCAAGAGAAUACUCGACUGAAAUUGCAACUCAGGCAAGAGGAACAAGAAGCAGAGGUGGAGCAGAGGUCUUCAAGAGAAACAAUUAUCACACUACCCACCGAUGAUGGAGGUGAAGAGAACACCAUUCUUGCCCUUAACCAGGAUGACCUCGUACAGGCCCUCAAUCUGGAGAACCGGGCCUUGGCGGAUCGGAUACAGGAGCUUUUGGCUCACAUUGAGCUCAGAGAAGAGGAGAUAAAGAGCGAGCGAACACAGCUGAGGGAGCAAGUGUCCAAGCUAGAGGCGGACAGAGUCGGGCUGGAGCAGGAGCAAUGGGAACAAGAGUGUCUGAUUACAGAGCUCACCAAGAAGACGGAGGAUGAUCUCAAUACCAUCAUGGAGCUGCAGCAACGGAUAUCAGAGAGUGAACAACAUAAAAAGGAAUCACAGAUCGACGAGGAACUGUGUGGAUCUCAAGUGCAAAGUGAAUAUACAGCUGCAAUAUCAAAAAGUUUUCAACAGAACAACCUAGAAGAGUGUGUGAACAGUUUGGUGGAAAGUGUGCUAAACGGGGAAGAAUUGCACUUGAUGUCUGAUCAACAACCAGAUGAUUUGAGUACAGCAUCAGCACCUUGUUCUCAACAUAAUGAUCACUAUGAUGUGUUGCAGAACAGCCUGCAAAGCAGUCAGAGUGUCAAUUCAUUGACUGAUCAAGUUGGCCAGCUGGCUAAUUCGGUUCAGAGUCUCAAAACAGAAGAAGAGGAACUGUCAGGCUGCAUAAAGUCUCUCAGAGAGCAGCAGAAAGAAGUAGCUCUGUCAGUCACAACACAGACAGAAGUGAAACAGCAGUUAACUCGGACAGUUUGGGCACUGAAGGAGGAGAAAGACAACAUCUCUCAGUCUCUGGCUGGUCUCAAACAAGAGCGAGAGCAGCUUACAAGGACAGUCUGUGGGCUGAAGGAUGAGAGAGACCAGUUUAUAAGGUCUAUGAGUGGCCUGAAAGAGGAGAAAGAGUCUUUAUCUGGUCUCCAAAAAGAAAAGGAUAAAUUGUUAGAGUCUAUCUCGAGUGGAAAUGAGGAGAGACAUCAAAUCAUGAAGUCACUUGAAAGUUUAAAGACAGAAAGCGAGCAGUUAAGUCAGGCGGUGCUCGGUCUGAAACAAGAGAGAGACGAGCUGACCGAUUCCCUUGAGUGUCUGAAGGAACAGAUAGAUAAGCAACAAUCAUUUCACAAUUCGCAGGAAGACCGCGACAAGUUAGUGAAAUCAGUCAGCAGUUUGAGAGAAGAUAAAGAAAGACUUGAACAUUCAAUCACUUGUUUGAAACAGGAAGAAAAGCAGAUAAAUCUAUUACUUCAGGGACUAAGAGAGGAAAGAAGCGGCCUCCAAGCAGCUCUGCCCAGUCAAACACAAACGGAGGGGAUGAAUCAGAAGCGGCUGAAUCCAAACAGCACCGUUACAACAAAGGAGACUGAAACUCUCGUUGGAACAGGAGCUACACAAAGAUGUCCGACUGGUGAUCACAGGGUGAACUCUGUUCAGGAGCGAACUGAUCUGAUUAGGUCUAGGACUGAAGCUUUGGGAGCAGAACUAAAGACAUCACGAGACGAACUGGACAAGAGCCAUGUAGACACCAAGAGGCUGCAGAGUGAACUGUGCCAAUCAGAAGCCAGGAGGGAGGAGGCAGAGAUAAAGGUGGUGAGGCUGACAGAAGUAGCCAAUCAGAUCGAAGAAACCAUAAAGGAAAAUGACAGCCUUAUAAACCAGGUGGAGCAGCUGCAGAAUAAACUAAGAGGCCUGAUCAAGGAGAAGACUAAUGCUCUGUCACUGAAGGCACAAAUAGAGGAGCAAAACAACAUCCUCACAGCUCAGCUCAAAGCUAAGACAGUGGCUCUUGAGGAGCUAAACUCAGAGUAUAUCGCCCUAAAACGAGGGCAGGGCAACAAGGACGAUGAGAGCGCUGUUCUCAUCUCACUCAGGACACGUUUCAAUGACAUCAGAGCUAAGUAUGAUGCACUCCUGAAAAAGAGGAGCCACAAUGAUCUGGAAAUAGCUCCUUUAAAGGCCAAGCUGUCAUGCCUGGUGGUGAAGUGUCAGGAGAGGAACAGCCUGUUGGUUCAGAUGAUGAAGGCCAUGCACAGACAAGGCUGUGUGGACUCCACACUCACGCAGCAGUUUGAGGAGCUGCUCAGUGAUGCUACUCUGCAGGAUUACACUGCAGCAUUCACACCCGGGAGCAGCGGAAAGACCUGGGAUUACAGCACCGGGUUUACACCAGGAUUUAUUUCCAAAAUUCAAGAUUACACCGGUGGAUUCACACCGGAUCAGACCUGCUCUAUGAUAUCACCACUAAAUAAGCAAUUCCAAAAUGGACUUUCGCCUGAAUCUGGGGUAAAAUGUAGACAACUAAAACAAACAUCUUUACUCACCACUGAAUCCACAACAAAUCAUAAAGACUGCAGUCAUAAAGUCAAACCUGCACCAACAGAGACACUAAAGAAAAAUGCCAACUCACCUGUGCCAACAUCACCAGUACAGGAGCACACCUGGGUCCAAGCCACACCGUCACCUGUUGUUUCAGCACUGAAAGAGAGCGUCAUCACCAAUACAGCACAGCUCUCUCCCUCUGCCAGUGGACCAGAGAACUUUGGAUUUCAUCACCCAGAUCAUAAAGGGAAGUCCUCCCCAGAUCUUGCGAGUUUGACUGGAUCCUCGCCGCGCCCGACUCCUCCCUCCUCCAGCACACGAGUCAGCCUGAGCAGGAGGCUGAGCAGUCCUGAGAAGAUCAUCAACCUGCACGAGCAACUGCAGAAGACGCUUAUGAGCAGCUAUCAGGCUCCAGUGCACAGAGGACAAGGAGAGCAGCCCAGGAGUUGUCUCUCAUUUUCAGCUCCUGCAGACCUGAGAGCAGCCUCUCAGACAAAGCAGCAGAGCCUCAGUUCAAACACGCCACAAACUAACUCUCUCCCAGUCACCGCUGCUGUGAGCCAAGCUAAGCACUCUCCAGCACCCACAAAUAAGUCAACAACACUUUUUAAUGCAGUCGCCUCCAGAUCUGCUAAUGUUACAUUCAGUCCUAACGUGUUUACUAACCAUCAUUUAAAAGCAGACACAUUUAAAACUACAGCGUCUGCUCUUUCUAGCUCUUCUAACUCCUUUUUUGCCACUACUGCACCUUGCAAAGCCAAAUCCACCUCAAGCAGUGUCAGUAAUGUAACAGCAUCCCCAAAACUUACACAAAAAAUCACUGAUAAAUCUGAUGCUAAGCAUACUGCUGCCCCUCCUUUAACUCCAAGGACCACUACCGUUUACUCUGAUAUCUUAAUACAUUCGGACACUACUCCAAAAAACACUGCCUCAGACAUAACUGCCCCAAGCAUAACAACUGCCCCUGAGGCUGAUCAUUUCAACAUGCCUUCUGAACCGAAUGCUGCUGCUCCUUCACAUCAUGGAUUUGUAUCUGCUGCAAUCUGCGCUCGACCUGCUCACUGCUCUCCUGAGAGAUCCAACAAGUCUGCCAGAAAGUCCACCUCUCUUCUAGAAAAGACCAAGACAGCAAGACCCAAACCAGGAACUCCAGCCGAGAUUCGCUCUGUUGAGGUCGUCAGGACAGUGGGCCAGAGCAGCCUCCUGAUUGGAUGGGAGAGGCCGCCACUCGACGAGCUCGGCUGCAGUAACGACACAUUUGUGUAUGGAUACAGGGUGUUUGUCGACGGGGACUUCCACAAAUCUGUCAUGAGCUCUGCGUGCACCAAGUGUAUUCUGGAGAAUGUCGAUCUGAGUGUCCCAGUCCACAUCAGUGUCCAAACAUUGGGAUCUAAUGGUCUCAGUUCAGACUUUGUGCACACCACGUACAGGACUUCAGUCAGAACAGACCAACACUGACUCACAGGGUCCUUAAUGGUGGCAAAAGUCAACAAUAUCUCUCUAGGGUUGCUGCAACUUCCCAGUGGAAAACUUCACUGCCAGUGGCCAAAGUUUGAAUGUGCACAGCCAUCUAUAGCUGCAGCCCUCUGAGGGGCCGUCCUAACCUCCACCUCAGCAGACAGCGAGGGAGACGCCGUCACGCUGCAGGGAUACCAUCAGGCUCAGGUCAACCAAUCGGAACAAUCUCACAUUGUCUCACUUUACCAGCCUAUGAACACGUAGUGACCUGAGGCAGGCAGCUAAACCUCAAAUCUGAAGAUGUCAUGUAUAAUAAGACUCCCGCCUCUGCACUGAGGGUUAAUCUGCAUGUAAAAGCAGGUAAGAAUCGCUUGAUCCUUGUUGGAAGAACUUUCAGUGUUUCACCUCUUGAAUGGAUAGGACGUUGUGACUGCCAGGUGAAAGGCCGCCAAUCAAACAAAUCCUGAUUCAAAAGAAGUGAUACUUCACUACAAACUAUAUGAAGCCAAUAUCAAUCACAUUGUCAAAAGCUGCCUAAACCACCCACUUUUACUAACAGACUGAAGUGACGUCUGCAUCUGCUGCACAUUUUAACACUGUGUUGAACACGGAGAGAUCAUGUGUCAUAUUGCUUCAACCCCGCUGCUGCCUCUCUGUGACACGAACAGCUGGCUAAAGGGACACUUACUGUAUCAAAAGCCUUUUUUUAAAGCAACGCAAAGUGUAUAAUGUGUCUACGCAACAGUGUACCCGCAGGUCAUCUUACUUGAUUUUUACACAUGAAGCCAAAUAUAAGAAAAAAAUGAUUUACUCCAAAGACUCAUCUGUUUCCUUCUCCUCACAGAUUUACAGGAUUAUUCAAACACAAAAGUUAUUUAAGUUCUGAACUUUGCACACGGUCGUUAUUGAUAUCCAGAAGAUUAAAAAAAAGAGAUUAUCACUGAUAUUUUUUUGUAGAGAAUAUUCUAGAAAUAUGCCAAUGUACA